Messenger RNA from Lactuca virosa, 957 nucleotides. NCBI's taxonomy places the organism in Eukaryota, Viridiplantae, Streptophyta, Magnoliopsida, Asterales, Asteraceae. The record is from the annotation of a GenBank genome assembly.
AUGAGUGGGUAUACACGAUGGUCACGACAUGGUGAAUUGUUAAUUGAUCAUGAUACAAUUGUUCCAGAGUGUAGUAAUGAUGAGGCUGGUGAUCAUUUGGAUAAUGACAGUUGUGAUGGUUUAGAUGACAUGUUGCAUGAUCUCGAGGAUAAUGUUGCGGAAAAAUAUCAUCAAAAAUUCCAACAAUUGUUUGAAGACUCUGAAAAACCAUUGUAUGUUGGAUGUACAAAAUUUACCAAACUUUCAGCCGUUCUAAAGUUUCUUAACUUAAAAGCAAACGAUGGUUGGAGUGAUAAGAGUUUCACAAGCCUAUUGGAGAUAUUGCAUGAAAUGCUUCCCGAAGAAAAUGAGUUACCUAUUUCAUUAUAUCAAGCGAAGAAACAUGUGUGCUCAAUGGGAUUGGAAAUUGAAACCAUGUUUGAUUCAAUGCUUGAAACACAUGGUGGGAAUAAAGUGAACAAAUGUGCUUUCAUUUCCCCGAGUGAGAUUCAGGCAACGAUAUACGAGUCAAAUGGUGAGGAUGUUGUAAGUUACAUUGUUGAUGCAAUGCGCUUCCAUAAAGACAAACAAUUUUUUGUCGCACCCUAUUGGCAAGGAUUGCAUUGGAUGCUGCUAGUAAUCUGCCCUAACCAAGGCACAGGGUAUAUCUUGGAUUCCCAAAAAAAUCCGGAUGAGAAGCCCGUGGAGAACUACAUAGUCGUGAAAUAUGUCGAAGAGGUUGUUGCAAGGCUUAAGGAAGAUACCGACACAACACAUCCAAAUAAUUGGACACUUGUCGAGGUUUGUUGUGUUUUGCUCAAUAUCUUCGUUGAUUCAUCUUACUGCCUCGCUAUUCAAUCCUUUAUCUUUUUUGUGGAAGAAGAAGAAGCCCCCGAUUUCCCGUCAUCGGCAUCAGGCCUUUUAAGCAUCAGCUAUUUCAGGUCAAAGCAAAGGGAGCGCAUCAAUAGCAGAUCCUAG